AUGGGAUCUUCAAAGAUCUGUGCUCUCAAUCAGAAAAAGCCUCAGGAUAGGGGCUUUUCUCCUGAUUUCCAGACCGCAGUAAAGACCCUGCAAGACAUGAGCCAAGCUUAUGAAGAGCUAGCAGAAAUGAGCAGGGAAUUUCCUUAUCAAGCCUGUGGCAAGGUGCAGUCUGCUCCACCAGGAAAGAGUUCUGGACGCAAACCUUCAAAAUCUAGCAAAGCACCUGAGAGUAGCAGGUCAAAGAAAACAUCACAUGGGAAGCUGAAUUUGGUGAAUCUCAAACAAAAAACCAGGGAUGUUUUGAAGAAAGGGAAACACCACAAGCAGCUGCUCAGCAAUGAGGAGCAGGAGGGUAUUGUAUUUAUUUCUGGUCCAGACUGGCACAUAAAGACAUCAAAGAGCGAGGUGCUCUUCUGUGAACCGAAUGGCAUGAAUGAUCUCCAAACACCUGAGGAUAUUCAGAUACCCCAGGCAAUAGAGCUUGAAGAUCAAACAAUCAUUGAGAAAAUCCAAACAACUGCCAGACAGAACAAUCACUUCUCCGAGAGUGAUGAGGAACCUAAUGAACUAGAUCCUUGUGUUGCCAAAGGUGAAUCAUUUGUUUGUGAUGACAGCCAAAAUAAAGAGUCUUCAGGUUUCCAUCAGAUAUCAAAGCACGACACUUGCCCAACUCCACCCAAAAUCAACACAUGGACUUCUGAGAGUAACGGAGUGAACACUAAGGAUGCCAUUACUUGGACCAAAGGUGACAUUCUUGGCAGAGGUGCAUAUGGAACGGUGUAUUGCGGUCUCACCAGUCAAGGCCAGCUGAUAGCAGUGAAGCAGGUUGCCUUGGACUCUUCAGAUCAAGCCACUGCAGAGAAGGAAUACCAGAGACUCCAGGAAGAAGUAGACUUGCUAAAAACUCUCGAUCACAGCAAUAUUGUAGGAUUCCUGGGAACCUGUCUUGAAGUAAACAUCAUGAGCAUCUUUAUGGAGUUUGUUCCGGGUGGAUCUGUUGCCAGCAUCAUCAAUCGCUUUGGACCUCUACCAGAAAAGGUGUUUGCCAUUUACACAAAACAGAUCCUGGAAGGGAUUGAAUAUCUGCACAAUAGCCGGGUGAUCCACAGAGACCUCAAAGGGAACAAUGUUAUGCUUAUGCCCACUGGUAUUAUAAAACUCAUAGAUUUUGGCUGUGCCAAGCGCUUGGCUUGUUUGAACAUGACAGGCACCAACAGCGAAAUGCUCAAGUCUAUGCAUGGCACUCCAUACUGGAUGGCGCCAGAAGUCAUCAAUGACACUGGGCACGGCAGGAAAUCAGAUAUCUGGAUUAUUGGAUGUACUAUUUUUGAAAUGCCACUUGCUAAUAUGGAGAGGAUGGCAGCCUUGCUUUACAUUGGUGCACGGAAAGGCUUACCAGACCACUUCUCAGAAAAUGCCAGGAACUUUGUCCAAGCUUGUUUACCAAGUGAUCAACGAGAAAGACCUUCUGCUAAACAAUUACUGGAGCAUCCUUUCAUCAAGUGAGAAAAAUAAUGCAAUCAGCCAUUAAGCCCAAGAUCCAAAAUGCAGUAAAGCAGAACACAUUUCAAAGCCUCUGGAAGUGAGGAGACGCGAGAAUGCUCUCAUAUACAACUUGAAGAAGAAUCAAGACACUUUGUCCUUUAUUUGUUACAAUACUCACUGUUUACAAGCAAAAGUGAUCAGACGGGUACACAAGGGUUAAAGGUGUUGGCAGAACAAGUCAGAUCCUCAUUGGACCUAUUCUGAAAAGGAUUAUACAUGAAGAACGUUCAUAUUAACAUAUCAAUGUGUAGCAACAGAGAGGUCACAGGAUAACAACUGCAGUUAAGAAAAACUAUACUUUUGGCGAGUUUCUGUGCCAAGGCCAAUAUUAAGCUACAUUUGACACGUAUUGUAUAUAGAUAAUAUCUAUUUUGUGUAUGAAAGUUAAGUUUACUGAAAUUAACUAUAUAUUGUAUUUAAAAAAAAAAAAAAACUCCCAAGAAUUGUAAUACUGAAGCAAAAUUAA
Molecule: messenger RNA, 2011 nt
Organism: Acipenser ruthenus (sterlet)
Lineage: Eukaryota; Metazoa; Chordata; Actinopteri; Acipenseriformes; Acipenseridae
Product: mitogen-activated protein kinase kinase kinase 19-like
Biological process (GO): protein phosphorylation
Molecular function (GO): ATP binding; protein kinase activity
Source: RefSeq, a predicted model, not a curated record